Messenger RNA from Symbiodinium natans, 1065 nucleotides. Lineage: Eukaryota; Dinophyceae; Suessiales; Symbiodiniaceae. The record is from the annotation of a GenBank genome assembly.
AUGGCGCGGCUUCUCAAGAUCCAGCUGGAGAAGAAGCUCCCCAACACGAAAACAUUCGUGGACUGCGAUGAUCUCAACGACUUGACACGAUUGUUCAGUUAUGUCGGCCAGGACACAGAGACCUUUGUCAUCCUCGGAUCGCCGGGCAUAUUUCUGCGCAAAUGGUGCAUCGGCGAGAUGGUCACUGCAUGGCAAGGCCGCAUACCAUCUCGGCUUCUCUCCUGGCCUUCUCUUGUCAUUCCGGAUGAGACUUUCAUCGAGAGCUACUCAACGAAUGUCCCCGACGUCGCUGAGCUGGUCAAGUUCGGGAUCAGUUUGGCGGAGGUGAAGGGCAUGCUCAGGGAGCUUGGCCAGGUGGAGAUCCUGAGGUUGCCGGGGCAGCUCACGCCUCAGCACGUCAAGGACCUGGUGGACUCCUUGCUUGGCUUCAGGGUGAGGUCCGUGAUGCGCCUUGCGACCAACAGUCAGGUGGAGAUCGACUCCGGGUGUCCCAUCCUGGCAGACCCCGACAACAUUGAGGCCGUGGCAUCGGCCACCGUGCUGUCGAUUUUGCUAAAGCCGCUGCUGUUGGGCAGCCACGUGCCUUGCCCUUUCGUUCUUCUCAAAGGCUCCUCUGUGCUGGCCUCCACAAAGACCUCGUUGAUGUUGUGCAGCCGGGGCUGCUUCAAGUCACCGCAGAUCCAGCAGUGGCUUCUGCAAGCCUGUCGGUCAGGCUCCUGCUCCAUGAUUCCUGUCAUCGCGGAGGAGUAUUUUCAAAUACCCUCCGCCAGCUACGAGACAGAGCUCCAGGAAAUGUUUUUUCGCGAAGGCGAGUUGCACUUGUACAGCAUGACUCUUCAAGCCCUCUUCGAAGAGAUCGCCGUCGUUUUCGUGCCUCAAAGUUAUUCUUCGACUUCCCAAGACCUUGCCCUUCGGGCUCGCCAGGCAGCGCAGCGACUGACUUCCCAGCUGCAGACUCUGCAGACAAAAGUCUUCCGGCUCAUCUCCUCGAGCCAACGCUUAGAGAAUUCCGACUUAGGCGACGGUGACUCUCCCGAAGCGGAGUAUGUCACGCGUGCCUUCUAA